UUAUGCUUUAGUACGGUGCGCAUCUCAUGCGUUUUCGAGACGUCUAUGAUUACAGUCAUACUAGCGUGAUGAGUGCCAUAUGAGAGCGCUAUCGACAAGCAAUGGCAAGAAGUUUGCACCAAAGUUACGGAACUUUUUUAUCAGCCUCGUCCAUGCAAACAUCACAAAAAUAGACUAGACUCUGUCCGUCCUGCGUUCGACUCUCGUCUUUGUAAUCUUCCAGCAAAUACUACUAUGGUUCUUCAGCAACGCCCUUUGGGCAGCUUCCAGUUCUUGAAAUCGACGAGAAGAAGACGUGGCAGUCUCACGCUAUAUGUCGUUACUUAGGCAAGCAAAUGGGCUUGGCUGGAGCUAAUGAUUGGGAAAAUCUCCAGAUUGACAUGGCUGCUGAUACAAUAUCAGACAUAAGAAUGAAAAUGGUAAGUCCUGCGCAUGAGACUGACGAAACAUUAAAGCAAAAGAAGAAAGCAGCAGUCAUAAAUGAAAGUCUACCAUUUUUGUUGCCAAGACUAGAUAAAAUGGUGAAGGAAAAUGGAGGUUAUCUUGCAAAUAGCAAGCUUUCGUGGGCAGACCUCUAUUUUGUAGCACUGAUCGACUAUCUCAAGGCCAUUAUUGGAUUUGACAUAACAAAAGGUUAUUCAAACCUUGCUGCGCUCGAAAAGACCGUACUUGAAAUACCAGCUGUUGAAUAGUGGGUUGCGAAGAGACCAAAAACUGAAAUGUGAAUUUAGUAGCGUGUUAAAUACAUGUAAUGUUAGAAAUCUGAAUUGAUCUACAUUUAAAUAUUCAUUAUAUGUUGUUAGAACUGUGAUACACCUUUGCGACUGCAAAAAGAUGUAAAAAAUCUUCCUGUAAAAGAUCAUAUAACAAUACCUUUCCAUUUACAAGACUCAAUCAGAACAAUAACAUUGGAGAUAGUUCA
Molecule: messenger RNA, 922 nt
Organism: Schistocerca gregaria
Lineage: Eukaryota; Metazoa; Arthropoda; Insecta; Orthoptera; Acrididae
Product: glutathione S-transferase-like
Exons: 4
Coding region: 336-692 (118 amino acids)
Biological process (GO): glutathione metabolic process
Molecular function (GO): glutathione transferase activity
Source: RefSeq, a predicted model, not a curated record